Messenger RNA from Lytechinus variegatus (green sea urchin), 1149 nucleotides. RefSeq lists its product as uncharacterized. The transcript has 2 exons. The record is from RefSeq and is a predicted model, not a curated record. NCBI's taxonomy places the organism in Eukaryota, Metazoa, Echinodermata, Echinoidea, Temnopleuroida, Toxopneustidae. Bases 325 to 1149 code for a protein of 274 amino acids.
AAGUAUAAACAGUAUUCGAAUAUAUAGUGACGCCUGGAAAUACCCGGCGAGGUAAUAAAACACCACCCAAUACAAACACAUAGCUCCCCGUUCACCUCAAUCUAUGGGCAUUACGCACGGCGCACGUGCGCCGCUUCCCCCCCAAAAUCAACCCCCGACGAUCGACGAGUGUCAAGGUUAACCAGUGAGAGUUCUGUGUCUGGAGACUGAAGGUCAAGCCAAGUACGUGUUCAGCCGCAACAAACAGGACCUCUAGACUUUCGCUGGACACCACGUACUACCGAGGGAUAUUAUACACCUUGGAGCUCAGGGGCAUUUAUUCAGAUGGAUCCCAUCAUCGAUCUCUUUCCCCCUAGUCCAUUGUCCAGGGAAUUUGAGGGUGAGGUGAGCGGGGAAGAAACCGAACCUUACACUAACACUAUAGAAACCGAACCUUACACUAACACUAAUCCUGUCAAGAUGGAGAUAGAAUCUGAAACACCUCACACAGUAGGUAGAGGUAGAGGCAUAGCAAAAUACGAACUGGCUUUCCUGACUGAGCCGGUGGUAGGGAAAAACACAGUAGGUAGAGGUAGGGGACUCGCAAAAUACAAACCGGCUCCUCUAAUUGAGCCUGUGGUAGGGAGGGAUGCAGGCAAAGGUGCCUUGCUUCCUGGCUCCAGCCAUUCGCCCUUCCGGAACCCCAUUCAACAUGAAGAGGCUAAAAAGGGGACAAAACGACCGUCCACCUUCGGGGGCGACCAACGUUCAAAGAAGCACAGGUCAGUUUGCCCAAUUGUAGGUUGUGGGCAUGCGUCCCCCAAACUAAGGUGGCAUGUUUAUUACCACCUUCCCAAUUUCUUCCGCCCUCAGGAAGAGCAUACCGGCCCAGGGUGGUCGAAAACACUCUCAAAGCGGGCCAAGGCUUUGCACAUGGUGGCAAACUUCCUUACAGGCGUUGACAAUAUCGAAGGACUUAUAGACUAUACAAACAAAAACUGGCACUCUGUCGAGAGCCCUCUCAGCGAAACCGACAAGGUAGAAAUGGGCUUGCUGCAGGAGAAAGAGGGUUGGGAACAGGUAGUUCCCACCCUUCAGCCGAUCAACUCCCCCGGCUAUCCUUGCGCAUUGGCGGCCCUUGGUGUUCCUGUGGGACAAACUCUCUCUUGA